UCUUAUAUCGCUAAAUGCCAAAGAAAAAUCGACUUGUUUCUUUUGGUAGACAAAAAGAAUAGACAAUACCUAAAUCUCCCUUCUAAAGGAAUAAAUCGUCAGAAUGUACCAGAUCCUUAGACGAUUUGUCGUCUGUUCUACUCUCUGUGUGUUCCUGACCCCCGGGGAAUUUUACACACAGGCGAACGAAGGAGUCAGCAGAUUGAGUCUAGGUCGCGACCACGCUUAUGACGGUGUGGCGUCAGUGAACACGCAAUAUUAUGUUAAAAAUUUGCAAGAAACUAAUUUUGUGACGUGUGCUCGAAAUUGCCUGUUACAUUCACAUGAUUGUGCUGCCCUUCUGUACAGUGAAACCCUGUUAUACUGCAGCCUCCUAAAGUGUCACCUCAACGAUAAACUGGUCAUCAACAACACAGAGGGAGACGAUUGGGAAUACUGGAGAAACAGCCAGGCUUGUGAAGAAGGUUGGGUGCCCUUCGCCGGACAUUGCUAUUUCUUCAACGAAACCAAAUCAACUUGGGACGAUGCUGCGGAGUUCUGUGAUCGUCAGGGAGGGUAUCUCAUCGAAAUGAAUUCCCCAGAAGAAAACUCUUGGGUCGUCGAUUAUUCCCUUCUACCUGAAACCGGGGCCGAAGAAGAGUGUCCAUUAUUUUGGAGUUGUUCUAUAUGGAUUGGCGCAAUUUACCACUCAUCUUCCGGAGAAUUUGUGUGGAAUCAUGGCGGAGGUGAGAUGACGAUACCCGAAUGGAAUGAGAACCAACCUAACAACGCUAGCGGAAACCAGGAAUGCGUCAUCCUCAUGCGGUCUGGCACAGCUAACGAUAUGCCACGCAGUUAUACGUUCCAGUUUCUUUGUGAGAAGGAUUAAGGGACUAGGAAAAGAUUACGUCAUCAAAUGACUGCUGUUUUCCGUAAUCAAUGUUGUUAUCUGCACAUGGAUUGGCUAUUCCUGACGAUAAUGAGCUAUUUCUUAUCAUUAUGUUAUCUGGCAACGGAUUGGCUAUCCUUAAGAUGAUGUAAUAAUAUGCAUGUAUGUAACCUCUAUGUAAAAACACAUCUAUUAUUUAAAGUUUCAAAAUUUAUUUUUAGUCCGAAUAUCAACAAAUUUUAUAAACAUGAAUUUCACAAAGAUGUGAAUUUAACAAACAUAUUAAUAGAAGGGUUCACUAGCAAAAAGUUAAGAAACGCAUUUUCACAAAUAAGUUUGGUAGAAUAUUCUUAAACAAACUCACAUUUGUCUCAACUUUGACAGAUCCUUCUACUUCGGUAUAAAUUGACCAAUAAAAAUAAACUACAGAAAGUUUGAAAAUUCAAGGGAAAGUUUUAUAACAUUAAUUUACAGAGUAAAAAGAGUGAGAGAUAAGCAUAACCAAAUCAAAGAAAAUAGACUCCUAAAAUCUUACCUUGAAUUUUAUACAUUGUAAAAACCAAUUACCACUAACAUAGUGAAACAGGAAAGAGGUGUCAAAGAUGAUAAUCCCAUACACGUUUGAAAAUGCUCUCCCUCGAGAUCAAACAUGAAGUAAAACAAUUAAUGUUCAUCUGUGGAUUUGUACAUACUUAAUCCAAAAAGUAUGGAAUAAAUUCACGUUCCUUCAAUAUUGUCUUGAAUUUUGGAGAAUUCACAAUUUUGGCACUUCGUUUUGUUUUAAGAUAUUAAGCUUAAUAUUUUGAUCGCACAAUGAUGGGGUACUAAUCGAGUUAUAUAUAAGACCCAUGCUCAUUGACUUACCUUCACGAGAGAUUCGGCCCUUCCACAACCUUGGUGCACAGCAGACAAAGUACAAACGCUUUUAUAGAUCUAACUUACUUUCAGUUACAUGUAUGGAUCUACACUUAAACAUUUUUAAGAAUUUUCAUUUACAGUUGAAGGUACAGUUCUGUAUAAACUGAGAGUCGUGACUUGAGUUCCACAUCAAGUUCCAUAUCAAGCGCAUAUUAUCAGUAUAUACCCAUCAAAGUUUCGUUUUGUAUUUUGUUGUUUUGUGGUUUUGUUUGAUACUGUUGAUUUCAAGAUUGUGAUCCGAUUGUUCGGUGUUUUUGUUAAUUUGAAUUUAUCAUGUUAUAAAUGUGGAUUGAAAAACACAGAAAGGGGUAUUUAGUUAAUCAUUACUACAGUAACUUGAUCCUAUGAGUCGAAUCACGCCGAGUUGACGGGCGCGGAUCAUCAGAACGAGUUACAGGCGCAGAUCAUCAGAACGAGUUGGUGUAGUGAUAAUACAUACUGUGUAAUCAUUUUAAUUCGUGAAGCCCAAUGUUCGUUGGGACUUAAUUUCGUGGGUAAGCGAUACGAUGUCACUAGGAAAAAUAACUCUACUUGGUUUCAAAAAUGUUCGAUGACACGUAAAUUCGUGGGUAAGAGUGAUCGACAAAAUCCACAAACAUUAAUUCCUCCCGAACAUUGAUGAUUUCACAGUAUUCAUAAUGUCACUUUACAUUUGGCAUACUGUUAGCAUGAUUACAUAACCUAGACUUUGAAAUAUCAUAGAAGAAUUGUCCACAUACAGUGACGCGCUUAAAUUGGACAGUUAUUUCCCUUGACAGUGUAGUUGUUUGUUAAUCUUAAGGGACAUUUACAUUAUUCCAAGUAAUUGUAUAGAUUGUGUGUGGUUGGUGUUUGUGUUAUGAUAUCAACAUUCAAUAUAAAAGACAAUUCUAUAGAAUGAGUAUAAACUAGAUGUAGUCAUCUCUAUGGAUAUACAUUUCUUACUAUGGUGCAACGAAAUUUUGUGUUAUGAUAAACCGGUAACUGCCUCAUUUUUUCAGCACAUAACACAUUUAUCAUUGAUACCACUUGUUUAUCUAUAUACCAUCUAUUGUAUAAUGAGACUAUAUAUGACAAUUGUAUUAGAUACCAACUCGUACGUUGUGAGAACUUCUUUCCGAUCCUUUUGUAUAUAGAACACAUUAACAAUAACAAGCGUUCCAGUCAAAUAGAUCAAGUUUACUUUACCAAGCCCGAUUUCAUAUAUUUGUUCAUUAACAAAUUUAGUAAUAAUGUUUUCUCCUUGUAGUUCCAAUCAGUAAAGGGGGGGGGGGGGGGGCAUUAGGUUAACCACGCAGGCUGGUAUAUUUGUUUUCUCAUAGCAAAUGAUGAUAUGGUAUAAUUUUACUAAUAAAAACAUCAAUUCAACACAAACUUGCACACUUUCUAAACUCUUCUUAUAUUGAUAUACAUGGUCACGUCUUUUAUUUUUAAGGUUAAUUUCUUGGCUAACUUUUAUGAUACUCAAUAAAAUCAAUUUUCCUGUUUCA
Ostrea edulis (European flat oyster) is the source of this 3255-nucleotide messenger RNA. Its product is annotated as C-type lectin domain family 4 member G-like. The coding region runs from base 104 to 868 and encodes 254 amino acids. NCBI's taxonomy places the organism in Eukaryota, Metazoa, Mollusca, Bivalvia, Ostreida, Ostreidae. The record is from RefSeq and is a predicted model, not a curated record. Gene Ontology annotation, molecular function: signaling receptor activity. The transcript has 4 exons.